Molecule: messenger RNA, 4381 nt
Organism: Toxotes jaculatrix (banded archerfish)
Lineage: Eukaryota; Metazoa; Chordata; Actinopteri; Toxotidae
Gene: snx25
Product: sorting nexin 25
Exons: 22
Coding region: 566-3496 (976 amino acids)
Cellular component (GO): early endosome membrane; intracellular membrane-bounded organelle
Molecular function (GO): phosphatidylinositol binding
Source: RefSeq, a predicted model, not a curated record
CUCGAGGAAAAUAACAGUUGCGUGUUUUUAUCUGUCGGGGAUUUGGGACCGGAUAUACUUUGUCUCUACGUUUGUGACACUUUUAAAACGCCACUGCGAAGACUCCGCUUGAUUCUUUUACACAGAGGAAAAGCGACAAUGUAGCGUUGUCUUCAUACACCUUUUUUUAACGAUAGGUGACGGUGGUUGUUGCUCCAUCCAUCCCAUCACACCGGGUCUCUCUCUGCCUGCUUACUGGGCGACUGUCCGCUCCUGUCGCCUCUUCCAAGACGAGCCCGGUGCCCUGUUCUGUUUUCUGGAGUGCCGUGUUGUGGAUGACUAAGCUGACCGGGCUCCGUGCCUUUGGCCGCCCGGCGGGCCGAUGCUAGGAGCGUGGAAAACAUAGCAGUGUGGGUCGGUGAGGAAAUGUCAAAGCGGGGAUGCCUCUUCUUGGAGACACUGUUGUAGUUGAGGGUAUACACGAGUGUACACAGUAUACCUACCGCUGUGACUUGGCAUAUAGACUAGCGGAUCAACUUUUCAGCCUAACUAGCGGUGACACAUAUAUGGAUGGUGGGGUCGCAGUAUGCCCACCCCCUCAACUACCACUACACCACUGGCUGGAGAGAGUAGCAGUACCGGAGGAGACGAGGGGCCCAUGUCUGCCACCUCCACCUCUUCUGUCGGCUCCUCUUUCCGGUUCAUCCCGGCUUUCUGCCUGGGCGUGGUGGCAGCAGUAGUGUUUCAGCUGGCCUGGGGAGGCCUGACCCUCACCUCUUUCUUCUUGAAGCUCUUCAUCUAUGUGUCAUUCGCUCUAUUGUGUUUCCUGGCUGGGAGCUUUGUUCUUCUAGUCAGGAAGAGUCCUCUCAAAGUUAGCAGCUUUGACAGAAACGCAAGGCAGUCGGCUGCAUGGCUGGACUUCUUCAACAAGCUUAUGGCUCGAUUUUUAGUGCCAGUUCAGGAGCCAAACCAGAGCAGGAGGGUGGUGGUGUCACACAAUGUGGACAAAGCCCUUAAAGAAGUGUUUGACUAUUCCUAUAGAGACUACAUCCUGUCCUGGUACAUCCCUUUGAGUCGUGAUGAAGGCCAGUUGUACUCCAUGCUGUCAGAGGACUGGUGGCAGAUGAUCGGGCAACUGAGAUCAAGGCUUGCAGACAUUGACCUUGUCAAUGUGGUGUGUUAUGACAGCAUCCGAAUCCUACACACACACUUCACUGACCUCAAGACUGCAUCUGCAAGACCGGAGGAGUGCGCUCGGCCGUUUCCUCUCCACCCCUGUUUGGUCAGUCCAGACUCAGAGCUGGCCUUCCUCCGCUGUGUAGCCAGAAUACUGCUGCUAUGUCUGCUGCCACAAAAGGAUGCCAAGUCACAUACACUACGCUGCUGCCUCACAGAAGUCAUCACUACUAAAGUGUUGAAGCCUUUGGUAGAAGUUCUCAGUGAUCCAGACUCCAUAAACAGGAUGCUGUUGUCUCAGCUGGAGCAGAGGGAGCAGCAGGCUGAGCAGCAGAAGAAAGCCUACACCUACGCUGCCUCCUAUGAAGACUUCAUCAAACUGAUAUCAACUUCUACUGAUGUCAAUUUCCUCAAACAACUCAGGUAUCAGAUAGUGGUAGAGAUUAUUCAUGCCACCACCAUCAGCAGCCUGCCUCAGCUCAAGAAACAGAAAGAGCGAAAAGGUAAAGAGUCAGCAGCCAUGAAGGCAGACCUGCUGAGGGCCAGAGAUAUGAAACGAUACAUCAAUCAGCUGACAGUUGCUAAGAAACAAUGUGAGAAACGGAUCCGCCUACUUGGGGGACCAAACUAUGAAAACAGUGAAGAAGGAGGGGCUGAUGACAGCGAUGAGCCUCAAAGUCAGAAGAUUCUCCAGUUUGAUGACAUCUUGUGUAAUGCAGGUUACAGGGAGCAUUUCAGAGUUUACAUGGAACGAGUUGAUAAAAGAGCUCUGAUUAGCUUCUGGGAACUGGUGGAAACACUAAAAACUGCCAACAAGAGUGAGGUGCCUCAAAUCGUUGGGGAAAUCUACCAGAAGUUCUUUGUUGAGAGCAGAGAGAUUCCAGUGGAAAAGUUUCUUCUCAAGGAGAUUCAACAGAGUCUGGUGGGGAACAGAGGAACACAAGUCUUUGUAAGACUACAGGAUCAGGUUGCUGAGACGAUGAGAGAACGUUAUUACCCCUCCUUCCUGGUUUCUGACCUCUACGAGAGGCUGAUCAGACGAGACGAGCAGCACAGCCAAUCACAGUGCAGUACAGAAGAAAAAGAUGAAGGGUGCCAGGGUCUAGAUGGAGGAGAGGAAGUGUGUGAUGAAGGCAGUAAAGGAAUCAAUGAGCAGGCCAGCUAUGCUGCUACUAAACUCCGCCAACUCUACGACAAGCUCGAGUACAAGCGGCAGGCCCUGGGCUCGAUCCAGAAUGCACCAAAGCCAGACAAAAAGAUAGUGAGCAAACUAAAGGAAGAGAUUGGAGCCAUGGAGAUAGAACACAGUGAACUCCAGCAACAUAUCACCAGGACAGACUGGUGGUGUGAAAAUCUGGGGCAGUGGAGGGCUACUAUUACUACUGCUGAGGCUACAGAGGAGGGUGGUGAGACUGUAGCCAGUUACAGUGUGUGCGUUAGCCUGGUGGAAGGAGAGGAGACAGCCAACAGUCGCUGGAGUGUCCAGAGGAAACUCACUGAAUUCCAGAUGCUGCACCGCAAACUCACUGAGUGUUUUCCAUCAUUGAAGAAAUUCCAGUUACCAUCACUAAGUAAACUUCCCUUCAAAUCCAUUGACCAGAAGUUUCUAGACAAGAGCAAAACUCAGCUCAAUGUCUUUCUGCAGCGUCUGCUGACAGAUGAGCGAUUGUGCCAGUCAGAGGCUCUCUAUGCGUUCCUCAGCCCGUCCCCAGAGCAUCUCAAGGUGAUGUCAAUCCAGAAGAAAUCGUCUUUCUCUCUGGCCUCCUUCCUGGAGAAGCUACCUGGAGACUUCUUCUCCCAUACUGAGGAGGAGGCUGACGAUGACAGUGAUCUGUCAGACUAUGGGGAUGAGACAGAUGGGAGGAAAGACGCACUGGCUGAACCUUGCUUCAUGCUCAUAGGAGAGAUCUUUGAACUCAGAGGAAUGUUUAAGUGGGUGAGGAAAACUCUAAUUGCACUAGUCCAGGUGACAUUUGGACGAACUAUCAACAAACAGAUCCGGGACACAGUAAACUGGAUCUUCUGUGAGCAGAUGUUGGUGUGUUACAUCAAUGUGUUCAGGGACACCUUCUGGCCCAAUGGGAUGUUGGCACCACAUGUGAAGGUCCGAACUGACUCUGAACGCAAUGAAACUAAAGAGCGGGCUCAACAGAAACUACUUGACAAUAUCCCAGAUGCACUAGCAAAUUUAGUUGGCCAGCAGAACGCCCGCUAUGGAAUCAUCAAGAUCUUCAAUGCCCUGCAGGAGGCUAGUGCCAACAAACAUCUUCUCUACGUCUUGAUGGAAAUGUUACUCAAGGAACUGUGUCCUGAACUCAGCGCAGAGGUGGACAACAUCUGAACGCACACAUACACUUCGCACACACGGUCUGGAAGAAACCAAGGCUCUGCUGGUUCAUUUUUUAGGCCUUUCUGUAGCUGACCAAUCAUAAACUGCCAAGCUACACAGUAAGAUGGCCUUUUGGUUAAACCUCAGACAUAAGGCAGCUGUGUUAGUCAGAGCUGAUACACAUGCUGAUUCUGUUGGUAGAACUUUGCUGUGAAAUGAUGAAAAGCUGGGCCGAUACCAGGCUGAAAGGGACUGAUCUCUGACUUUGUUGUGGUACACGUCUAAAUUUGUCUGAACGGGGAGAAACCACAUGGACUCUGAUUUCUUCCUAUUUAGACACCGGUCUAACUAGACAGAUCACAUUUGUACCAAAAAAGCCCACAUUCACUGAAGAACAAAUGGUAUUUUUGACAUUAUGUGACCCACAUCUGCAGUUUUUUUUCUUAUUUCAGUAGCACUGAAACAUCAGAUCUGUACCACAACAAAUUAAUCUUUCGUUCCUGUGUAAAUUGUGAUGGUCGAUAAAGUACAAGGCAGAUUAACAGUUUGCGAAAGUAAACAACUUGAUUGUUUGGUUAUCAGUUUCUAGAGCUGAUAAUCUACCAACCUUGAUUAAAUGCAGCAAAUCAAGGCCGUCGAAGUUCAGAUUCUCUGUUGCUCUCUAAAGGCAACAAGUGUGUGUCAUUGCCCACGGACCUCUGAACAUUCCUCCUACACACAACCUGAGCAACAACACUUGUGUUUUGUGAUUCUUGUUAAGGCUUAUAAUUGUGCAAUAUAAUGUCAUGUAAAAGUCAUUGUGAUGAUUUUAUUUAUGAUUAUUAUUGAUAGAUUUUAUUUUUACCAAAAAUUGUUUAGAGAGCGUUUAUAUAAGCAAUAAAUUGCAAACAAAAAGUU